Messenger RNA from Musa acuminata AAA Group (dessert banana), 1179 nucleotides. RefSeq names its product tetraketide alpha-pyrone reductase 1. The record is from RefSeq and is a predicted model, not a curated record. The transcript has 6 exons. Bases 179 to 1159 code for a protein of 326 amino acids. NCBI's taxonomy places the organism in Eukaryota, Viridiplantae, Streptophyta, Magnoliopsida, Zingiberales, Musaceae. Gene Ontology annotation, molecular function: oxidoreductase activity, acting on the CH-OH group of donors, NAD or NADP as acceptor.
GAGUGUGCAUGACAUGAUACGUAUGAGUGCUAGUUUUUCCAUCGACUCUCCACCAGACUCUAAGUUACAAGUAACGUCAGAGAACAUCAAAAGGUGAUGAACUACCCAUCUUGGCUUACAUAACAAGCUCUGGAGUACAUGUAUAAAUAGACAUGGAAGUCUCCACAUUUCUGACAGAAUGGACGAGGUUUCAGGUAGCAAAGGCAGGGUGUGUGUGACAGGCGCUUCUGGUUAUGUUGCUUCUUGGCUUGUUAAGCGACUUCUACAGUCUGGGUAUCAUGUAAUAGGAACAGUCCGAGACCCAGGGGGCCAUAAGAAAUUGGCCCAUCUGUGGGAGUUGGAAGGUGCAAAGGACAGGCUUCAGCUUGUGAAGGCCAAUCUCAUGGAUGAAGGCAGCUUUGAUGAUGCCGUAAUGGGAUGUGAAGGUGUCUUCCAUACCGCAUCUCCCGUGGUCGUAGCCAUGUAUCCCAAGGCUGAGAUACUGGAUCCUGCAGUCACUGGCACUCUAAAUGUGUUGCGAUCAUGCAAGAAGAAUCCAGCACUAAGGAGAGUUGUUCUGACGUCGUCUUCAUCUGCAAUAAGAGUAAGAGAGAAUGUCAACCCCAGAUUACCACUGGAUGAGACAUCAUGGAGCUCUGUGGAACUUUGCCAAACGUUCCAGAUGUGGUAUGCCCUAGCAAAAGUUCUAGCAGAGAAGGCAGCUUGGGAAUUUGCAAAGGAGAACAAAAUAGACCUUGUAACUCUUCUUCCAUCAUUCAUCGUCGGACCAAGUCUGCCCCAUGAUUUGUGUCUAACUGUUAGUGACGUCCUUGGCCUACUUCGAGGAGAAAAAGAUAGGUUCUCAGCUUAUGGCAGAAUGGGCUAUGUUCACAUUGAUGAUGUUGCCUGCUGCCACAUUUUGGUGUACGAAAAUGACAAUGCUCAAGGGCGAUAUCUCUGCAGUUCCAAUGUCCUUGAUAAUCAUGAAGUAGCUGCCCUGCUUGCAAACCGCUAUCCUUCAUUGCCCAUCCCAAAUAGGUUCCACAAUUACCAUGCUGAGAUACCACGUUACCAGUUUGACACAUCCAAACUACGUGACUUGGGGUUUAAAUUCAAGGGUACUGAAGAGAUGUUUGAUGAUUGCAUUGCAUCGCUGAGGACACAAGGCUAUCAGAUCUAAUGAUUUAAGUACCUUCUCGA